AUGGCCCUGGCGCUGCGGCCGCAGCACGCCGCCGUCGGCGUCGUGGGUGCCGUGCUGUUGCGCCACGCAGGCCUGCUGUACCAGGCCUUCCUGCACCAGGCUGGCUGGGGCGCCGACAGCGGCGUGGAGGCGGCGGUGAGCGCCGCCCGCAAGGCCGCGGAGUCGGCCACCAUCGCCGCGGCGGCGGUUGCCGGGGCGGGCGCGGCCCGCAAGGAGCAGUGCCAGCGGCCGCCCGAGUGGUUGAGCCUGCCGGAGCCUCAGCCCUGCCCCGAGCCGCCGGCCUGCGAGUGCCGGUGCGAAGGAGUCGUGGAGAAGGUGGUCGACGAGCACGCGUGGUCGGAGCUGCCCGCGUGGCAGGUGCUCGGGUCGGCCGUGGGCCACAUCCUGGUGGUGAGUGCUGGCAGCGGCCGCGCCGUCGGGGAGGAGGCGUUCUGGAGUGAGCUCCUCCCUGGCGGCUAUGUGGCCGUCUUCUACAGCGAUGACAACGUGUGGCACGAGAGACUGCUGCUAGGCCAAGUGGAUGCGCAGCACUGGGUGAUCGAGACUCCCGACCACGACAUGUACGUCGAGAACAUUCUCUGCUCCAGCCCUGAGGACGUCCCGUGCCGCGCCGUGGUGCUGGAGGACAGUGGCGCGCUGCUCGUCUUCUUGCGGGGCCGCACCUACCGCUUCAAGGAGUACCUUGGGGAGGAGGACCUGUUGGCUCGUCUGCGCGAGGCGGGGCAGCUGACAGUCGAGAUGGGCUACGACAGGAGCUCGACUCGCUGGGUGUCCAUGGAGACGCUCGGCGCCAUCAAGCGCGGGGACGAGAUCGAGCUGGCGGACAGCGACAAGGUGAUGGGCGAGCGGGCGCUCCACAGGCUCCCCGACGGCCAGGUCAUCACCGCGUGCCCCGCCUCCAGCCUCGCCGCCAUCCAGGAGGUGCGCGGCGCAGGAGAUGGGGCCGACGCCCGCGUGCUCUCGCCGGUCGUCUACGACCCAGGAGGACGCCGCUGGUCGGAAUUCUCGGCGGCGGUCUCUCGCAUGCGGGUGGAGCCAAUGGGCGACUUUCCGCUGGAGGGCGAGGGGUCGGCGCUGUGGCUCUUCCAGUAUGUGCGGGACCACGGCGGGGCCUUCGAUGCGCGGCAGACGAAGUGGGCCAUGGAGCAGCGCAUCGCGCCUGACUCCACGGCUUUCCUGAUGCACGACCUGGUGGGGCUGGCGCUGGACUUGUCGGUGUGCUACGACCAGUGCGACGGCGGCGACCUCGCCAGCGUGGAGGCGCUGGCGCGGCUGUACCAGCUGGUGGAGGAGACCAGCGGAACACUGCAGCUGGAAGGGAUCGAUCACUACUUGGGCCGUGACAGGGCGGGAGGGCUGCGUCGUGGUGUGGCGCUCAACCCAUCGCUGGCACAGUGCGCGACGGAGAAGAAGAGCAAGGAGACGGAGGUGAUGAAGCAGCGGAGGAAGGCUCGCGAGGAGGAGGAGGCCGCCAAGAAGAACAAGGGAGGCAAGUCAAGUGCUGGCAAGGAGGCCACGUGCGACACCAUUCGCGCGAUCAACCUCCUGGCGGGUUUUGAGACGCCCGAGGUGGAGUCCGUCACCGAUUUGAAUGGCCCCUCCGCCUUGAUCUACAGUGAUGUGCGGGCGUUGCGCUCGGCCCGUGCCUCCGUGCCGGGGAAUUCGUUCACUCCGAAGGAAGCCUUUGAUGAGCUUCUCGGGAGCACGCCCUCGACCUACACGGAUGGUGACGAGAGUUCCCCCGUUCGGCCCUACUCGCGCGACCUGGUCAAAGGCAACGCGCCCGUGCCCCUGGCCACCAACGCGCCGCUGGACUCGCUCCAGUACUUGACAGAGGGCCAGCGUGACGCGUGGCUGCGGCAGCCGCGCGAGGUGCAGCAGGUGCGGCAGGACGAGGGUCUGCCGACGCUGUAUGGCGACGCCAAUUUGACGGGGGACCGCAGCGCCUACAUCGGCUUCAUCCAGGACGGCCUCGCCCGCGGGAUCUUCCGCCUGGCGCGCCGUCGGAAGGAGGCCAUCCAGAUAUUCUUCGUCAAGAAGAAGGACGGCGAGAUUCGCAUCGUGGUGGACUGCCGUCGCAGCAACCAGCAUUUCGUGGACGCGCCCAAGGUGCACCUCUUCUCCGGCAGCAGUUUCGCCGAGGUGGAGGUCCCAGAGGGUCGUCAACUUUUCUAUGCAGGGGGAGACGUUCAGAACGCGUUCUACCAGCACCGCAUGCCGGCCUGGCUGCAGCCCUACUUCGGGAUGGACGCUGUGAAGGCGAGCGAGGUCGGCAUCGCACAGCUGGAUGGGCAGUACCUGGCCGGGGACACCAUGCUCUAUCCUCUGAUGAAUGUGGUUCCCAUGGGCUGGAAGUGGGCACUGUGCAUCGUUCAGCGCAUUCAUGAACACGUGCUCGACGGAGUACCCGAGUUGGGGCCGCGACGUCGGGCGAUUGACUUUCGACCACCGCCCCUGCCAGAGGAGGGCGCGCUGCGCGCGGUCUACGUGGGCAACGUGCUGAUCGAGGGCCGCGACAGGGACGAGGUGACGCGGCUGCGCCGAGUGGCGCGUGAGGCGCUGCAGGCGGCGGGCUACGCCACCCAUGACGAGUCGGACGCAGCCGAGAGCAUGGAGAUGCUGGGCGUCGUGCAGCAGGGGCAGCCUUGCCGCGUGGCCAUUGCGGCCAAGCGGUACUGGAGGCUCUGGAAGGCGCUGGAGUGGUGGCGGUUCAAGAACGACGAGGACCCAGCAGGGUUCAACCCGCGCGCCAACGCGUUGAAGGACGUCUCGGUGCUGGGGGUUGGAGUCUGGGAAGGUAAGGAGGUCGAUUUUAGCAACGUCUACGUUAAUAGGGAGUUCCCCGAGGUGCCCGCGAACGUGGUAGAGUCUACGUUGUGGUCGGUCGAGCGAUUCCAGCCCGUCUUCACGUACGAGCCGAUGCAUGUCACCGAGAUGCCGAGCGAGGCGCAGGAGGGCAAGCGGCAGAAGACCGGCCUGAACGUGUCGAGCUUGGUCGGGGCCAACCCCCGAGCUCCGGGUCACCCGAUCCUGGGCCUGCUGGAGCUCAAGGAGGCCGAGCGCGAGAAGGAGCUGAGGUUGCAGCAGAGGCGAGCCGCGAGGCGACUGGCCACCCACGGGGAGCUGCGGGACACGACAGAAGGCCCCGGUAUCACCGAGGAGGCCUCGCUGACGCUGAAGACCCGAGGUCAGUACAAGCGACUGCUCUCGGAUUUCCAGACGAAGCAGAAUGUCGUGGACCUCAGCCUGCACCCGGCGGAGCUGGACGCCCACGUGGUCUGCUACUUCGAUCGGCUUUUUCUCGAGGGCAAGGCGCCGUCGACAGGGGAGAAGCUCAUUGCAGCGAUACAGUACGUGGUGCCGGUGUACAAUGCCAAGGGUAUGAUGACCCUGCCCAGGGCGACGCGGUCGCUGCGGGGCUGGCGCCGCCUGGUGCCCAGGCGGACCCGCCGACCCCUGCCGUGGGAGGUGGUGGCCGCGAUCGCGGUGAACCUGCUGCGCAUGGAGGGGCUGGGCAUGGCGCUGGCCUGGCUGCUGAUGGUGGACACCUACAUGCGGCCGGGAGAGUGCCUGGACCUCAAGACCUCGCAGGUGCUCAGGGCAACGUCGCAGCGGCACAUGGCGUUGGCGGCCAUCCUGCUGCACCCCGCCGAGCACGGCCAGUCCAGCAAGGUGGGGGCGGCGGACGAGAGCCUGAUCGUGAGUCGCCCCUGGCUGUCGGACAUACUGAUGAUGUACGUGGACGCUCGCCCCAGCGGAAGCCCCCUGUGGAACUUCAGCCUGAAGCAGAUGAAUGCGAGCUUCAUCGCCGUGUGUGGCGUGGUAGGCAUCAGCUACCUGAAACCCGUCCUGUACAUGGGGCGGCACUCGGGUGCCAGUCUGGAUCGACUCCACAACCGCCUCGACCUCGCCGAAGUACAACGUCGGGGAAGAUGGAGGAGCAUGGCGUCGGUCAGGAGGUACGAGAAAAGGGCCUUGGUGCAGGGCGUCUACAACAAGCUAGACCAGCGCAGCCGUCGCAUGUGCACCAG
Molecule: messenger RNA, 4031 nt
Organism: Prorocentrum cordatum
Lineage: Eukaryota; Dinophyceae; Prorocentrales; Prorocentraceae
Source: the annotation of a GenBank genome assembly